Corylus avellana is the source of this 4329-nucleotide messenger RNA. The record is from RefSeq and is a predicted model, not a curated record. Lineage: Eukaryota; Viridiplantae; Streptophyta; Magnoliopsida; Fagales; Betulaceae.
GAAUCAAUGGAUGUAGAGGCAGUUGUCUCUGUGGUGAUACAGAAACUCACAGACCUGCUCAUUCAAGAAUCAAUCAUCUUCAACAAGGCGACUGAUGAGGUAGAGCUGAUCAGAAUAAGCCUGAGACAGAUGCAAAACUUCUUAAGAGAUGCAGAAGAUAAAAAGGAACGCGAUGAUGAUGUUAAGAAGUGGGUGAAAGAAUUUCUUGCUGUUGUUUACAAGGUGGAGGAUGCAAUUGAAACAUUUGUCCUCUGGAGAAUGCAUAUAAGGAGAAUAGGCUUCAGUAGGAGGCACUUUUUCAUUCACAAGAAGUUGAAGGCUGGUACAGACCUUCGUAAUGAGAUGAAGGAGGUCAAGAAGAAGAUCAAGGAGCUUGACGAUAAGUGGAAGCAGAGCGUUCAGAAAUCACACCAUGGUGAUCCCCCCAGCCCCAGGAAUGAGGAAUCUUCAAAUGUGGGCCCAUCAAGCUAUCAAGCUGAAGGGCUAACACAGAAUCAGCAAGCCAGUUCUAGCUAUUCUGUGGAUGAAGAAUCAGGCAUUAUUGGCUUCAAAGAGCUUGACGAUAAGUGGAAGCAGAGCGUUCAGAAAUCACACCAUGGUGAUCCCCCCAGCCCCAGGAAUGAGGAAUCUUCAAAUGUGGGCCCAUCAAGCUAUCAAGCUGAAGGGCUAACACAGAAUCAGCAAGCCAGUUCUAGCUAUUCUGUGGAUGAAGAAUCAGGCAUUAUUGGCUUCAAAGAGGUUGAAAGAAAGCUGAUGAGCAGGCUAACUGACACUUUCGACCGACGCCGGGACGUCAUCUCAAUUGUAGGCGCAGUUGGCUCCGGCAAGACUACCCUUGCAAGGGGAAUAUAUAACAGUAGUAAGAUUAAAGGUCAUUUUGACUGCCGCGCAUGGGUUUCUGCCUCUGGGAACCUUACAGAUGUCCUCCGAAGCAUUCUGGAGCAGACUGGGAAUUCAACGGUUGAUAAGGAAUCUAACCACCGAGAAGAAUUGGUAAAGAAGCUCCGUGAGAAUUUGAAGAAGAAACGGUACCUGGUGGCGUUAGACGAUGUGCGGAGACUCGAUGUAUUGAAGGACCUGCGUGACGCCUUGCCAAAAGAAACUAAUUGUAGCAGGGUGCUGUUGACUACUAGCAACGACGACGUCGCUACGCUUGCAAAUCCAAUGCGAUCGCCUUAUCAGCUCAAACCGCUAGAAGAUGAGGACGCAUGGAAUUUGUUCCUGAAAAAGGUACGCUUCCAAUUACCAGAUGAUUUUCAGUUCUCUGAUUCGAACAUAUUAAAAAAUGCUCAUCAAAAAACAUUAGCAAUAUCCGAGCUCAAAAGAAAAGUUAUAACAAGUUGCAAGGGCUUACCUCUGGCAAUCGUGGUGCUUGGAGGUUUUCUGUCGACCAAAAGUGCGAGCUUCCAAGAAUGGUCGAAAGUUCUUGACCACCCAAGUUGGCAGCUUGAGGGAAAUGAAGUCCAGGUCUCAAAAAUCUUGGCCUUAAGUUACAAUGAUCUACCCUUCUACUUGAGGCUUUGCCUGCUUUAUUUUGGGCGUUUCCCAAAAGGCUACGAAAUUUCAAUGAGAAAGAUACAACGUUCAUGGCUUAAAGAAGGGUUUGUAAAGCAGUCACCUGAAAGGGCUCCAGAGGCAGAGGAUAUGGUAGAAAGAUAUCUGGGAGAACUUUUAAACCGAGAGAUGAUUCAAAUAACAACACGGAGAAAAGAUGGGAGUGACGAAAGAUACUGUCUGCGUGGCGAGCUAUAUGAUAUCAUCUUGCCAAAGGUAAAAGAUACUGGCCUUUUCGACAUCCACGGAAAUGCUUUGGAUCUUGGAACAGAUGCACUUUCAGGCUAUCAAGAUAAAGGGCCGACACAGAAUCAGCAAAACAAUCCUAGCUCCGUUGAUGAUGAAUCAGACGUCAUUGGCUUCAGGGACCACAACAGAAGGCUGAUGAACAGGCUAACACACACUUCCUACCGACAUAAUCUGGACGUCAUAUCAAUUGUAGGCGAGGUUGGCUCUGGCAAGACUACCCUUGCAAGGGGAAUAUAUAACAGCAGUGAGAUUAAAGGUCAUUUUAAUCCCUGCGCGUGGGUUUCUGCCUCUCAGAACCUUACAGAUGUCUUCCGGAGCAUUCUGGAGCAGACUGACAAUUCAACGGUUGAUAAGGAAUCUACCCAAGAAGAAUUGGUAAAGAAGCUCCGUGAGAAUUUGGAGAACAAACGGUACCUGGUGGUGUUGGAUGAUGUGCAGACACCAGAUUUUCUAACAAACCUGCUUGACGCCUUGCCAGAAGAAAGUAAAGGUUGCAGGGUGCUGUUGACUACUAGCAACGAAGACGUCGCUAGGCUUGAAGAUCCAUUGCCUUAUCAGCUCAAGCCGCUAAAAGAUGAGGACGCAUGGAAUUUGUUCAUGAAAAAGGUGCGCUUACCAGAUAAUGUUGAGUUCUCUUAUGUGGAAAUAGUGGAGCUAAAAGAAAAAAUUAUAAAUAGAUGCAAGGGUUUGCCUCUGGCAAUAGUGGUGCUUGGAGGUUCUCUGUCGACCAAAAGUGCGAGCUACCAAGAAUGGUCAAAAGUUCUUGACCACCCAAGUUGGCAGCUUGAGGGAAAUGAGUCAAAUGACGUCCAGUUCUCGAAAAUUUUGGCCUUGAGUUACAAUGAUCUGCCCUUACACUUGAGGCCCUGCCUGCUUUAUUUUGGGCUUUUCCCAAAAGAAAAGAAAAUUCCUGUGAGAAGGUUAUUGCGUUUAUGGCUUGCAGAAGGGUUUGUAAAGCAGUCACCUGCGAUGACUCCAGAGGAUAUGGUGGAAAGCUAUCUAGAAGAACUUGUAAACCGGAACAUGAUUCAAAUAAAAACACGGAGAAAAGAUGGGAGUCCCAAAACUUGCCUUAUGCCUGGUGCCCUGCACGAUAUCUUCUUGUCAAAAGCAGAAGCUAUUGGCCUUCUCCACACCCACCGAACUAUUUUAGAUAAUGAAACAGCUGCAUCGCCGAAGAUUAGUUUUCGCCGGGUUGCUGAGCAUGGUGACAUCAAAGAGUACCCCCGCAAGAAACCAUCAUAUGGUAAACAUUUGCGCUCUUACUUGUCUUUCAACAUUCAAACGAUAGAUAUGCCCGCCAAGGAAAUAGGGAGCUUUCUCAACGAAGUCAUUGAUCGUCGAGGAUUUGGAUUGCUCAGGGUGCUUGAUCUAGAGGGUGUAUACAAACCCAAAUUGCCCGAGAAUCUUGGGAAACUAUAUCACUUAAGGUUCUUGGGUCUAAGAUGGACCUUCUUGGAUACUCUUCCCCGCUCUGUUGGUAAGCUGCCCUACCUCGAGACCUUGGAUGUGAAGCACACCUAUAUAAGCUCUCUACCCAAAUCUAUUUGGAAGAUGAAACACCUUCGGCAUCUGUGUCUGAAUGAAAUUCGCCUUGAUAUGUCUGUGCAAAAGCAUCACCGUUCUCUUACUCAGCUCCAGACAUUAUGGGGAUUAUUUGUGGACAAGAGAAGUCCAGUGAAGAAUGGUUUGAAUGGGAUAAUCAAUCUAAGGAAACUGGGUCUGACAUAUCAUUUGGACUCCGCUCAAGAAUUAAAUGAGUGGAUUGCAAGACUGGCAAGUCUUCAAUCUUUGAGAUUAAGAUCCAAGGACGGAAGUGGUCGACCUUCAAUGCUCGAAUUAAAGCCUCUAUCAAGCCUUGAGAAUCUCACCAACCUUUAUUUGCUUGGAAACUUACACAAGAUGCCUGAGAGGUAUGAAUUCCCUCCGAAACUAACAGUUCUUACUUUGUCGAUAUCAAAGCUGGAAAAAGAUCCCAUGCCAAUCCUAGCGCAGCUGCCAAGUCUUUCUGUCCUGAGGCUAUUGGCCAAUUCCUACACUGGCAAGGAAAUGGAGUGCCCUAGUGAAGGCUUCAUUGCACUUCGCAUACUGAAGCUUUGGAUGCUAGAGAAAUUGGAAAAAUGGACGGUGGAGGAAGGAGCAAUGCAAAACCUCCAAGAUUUAGAAAUCCGAUCUUGUCACGAGCUAAAGGAGCUUCCAAACAAGUUGCUAAAUCUAAGCAACAUUCAGGAAAUAAUUUUGACAGACAUGCCAGAGGGAUUUGCAGACAACGUUCAAGUCGACGAGCACAAGAAAAAAAUAAUCACCACCAGAAAGUCUCCAGUGUGAAGCAGGAGAUAAGUGUGACUUAUGCUAAAAGCAUGGAAGACAACCCGAUUCAAGGAGCUGCCACCCGAACGAACACCCUUCCCGUGGUUGUUAAGAGAGCGCUGCUCUACAUCAUAUUAGAAACAUUCAGUGAUUGUUCAAUUUGUUUGACGUGCUUGUACUAGAUUUCAUUUAUAUCAUAAUUGUUAUCCAAUCGAG